CUUUCAGGGCGGGGCGAGUGGGGGGGAGCGCCCAGCAGAGAGGGCCAUAACGAACCGAGGUGAGAGGUAAAGCGCGGAGCCGUUUGGGAAUGCUGCUCUCCUGAAGAGAGGACGGACGUUGGAUUUAGUUAAGUUCCUUAUGUCCUCCCCUGAAAUUGCUUCCCUAUCAUGGGGGCAAAUGAAAGUACAAGGCUCUACUAAAACCUAUAAGGACUGCAAAGUGUGGCCAGGGGGAAGUCGGGCUUGGGAUUGGAGAGAAACAGGAACUGAGCAUUCUCCUGGUGUGCAGCCUGCAGAUGUGGAGGAAGUUGUCAAGAAGGGUGUACAGACCCUUGUGAUUGGCCGAGGGAUGAGUGAGGCCUUGAAGGUGCCUCCAUCCACUGUGGAGUACCUCGAGAAACAAGGCAUUGAUGUGCGCGUCCUCCAGACAGAGCAGGCAGUGAAGGAGUAUAACGCCUUGGCUGCCCAAGGCAUCAGAGUGGGAGGGGUCUUCCACUCCACAUGCUGAUGGAGCCUUAAGGAGAAUAAAUCACUAAGCAACAAUGCCUGUGAUCAUCACUCUUAGCAUCUCCACACUGGCCUCCCCUUUUCAACAGCUGUUCACGCCAGAUCCUGUGCUAGGCUUUGGGAUGCAUGAUAACUAAGGCCAGGUCCCUGAGGGGAACUGAAAAUCAGGGGAGAAGACAGAUGUAUAUAAUACACUAAAUGUUAGGCCAGAAAUAUGAGGAAAUAGAGGCAAAAAUAAAGCCUUCUGCUUUGAAAGCCAAGGAAAAGUUUCAGAGCAUUAAAAUUAUAUUGCAAUUGAAGCUUUGGAAUGUUUACCCAUUAAUUCAACCAAGUUUUAUUGAGUACCUUAUAUGUCAGACACUGCCAUAGACUCCAGAGAAACAGCAACAAAAGUCUUAUCCUCACAAAGCUUAUAUUCUUUUUUUUUCCUAAAAUUUUAUUUAUUUGACAGAGAGACACAGUGAGAGCAGGAACACAAGCAGGGGGAGUGGGAGAGGGAGAAGCUGGCUCCUGGCUGAGCAGGGAGCC
This is a messenger RNA of Zalophus californianus (California sea lion), 1035 nucleotides long. RefSeq names its product adipogenesis associated Mth938 domain containing (gene AAMDC). Gene Ontology annotation, biological process: positive regulation of fat cell differentiation. The record is from RefSeq and is a predicted model, not a curated record. Gene Ontology annotation, cellular component: cytoplasm. Bases 140 to 508 code for a protein of 122 amino acids. Lineage: Eukaryota; Metazoa; Chordata; Mammalia; Carnivora; Otariidae. The transcript has 4 exons.